CGCGCUUACAGAAAGUUCAAGGCCACGCCCCCUUUGGUUGUAAGUGAAAGUAGGAGAAUGACGGCUGACAGAAUUGUGUGAAGAGAGGAUUUGAUUAAAUGAUCAUGUUGUCUAUUGACAUCUAGACCUAGAUAUCAACUACUAAGAGAUGAGUGAGCUUGGAGAGGCAGACUUUGGUUUAACCACAUUCUUUGCCCGGAGUCACCCGAAUGACAAGUGUGGGGCAAAUGGACUCCCGCUAACUCCAAACUCAAUCAAGAUUCUUGGAAGAUUUGAGCAUCUUAAAACUAUCAGUCAUGAAAAUCUCUGUAAAUAUAUAGACAUUCAGAGAGGCAAACAUGAACGUUUAUUGGUUGUCACAGAGCAUUAUCAACAAACUUUGAAAAACGUAGCAAAGUCAGGAAAAUAUUCAGUUGAGGAGAAUUUGGUGACCUUGGCUUAUGAGAUAGUCAAAGGACUUGCUUAUCUGAAUAAGAGAGGAAUCACACACAGAAAUUUGUCUCAAGAAAAUAUUCUUUUUAAUAAAAAGGGGAAAGUAAAGCUUUCUGAGUAUGGCCUGUAUUACAUGACAGAAUAUGGAGCAAAUGUGGCAUUUCCUAUUGGACACCCUCAGUACCUGUCCCCUGAGGUUCUGUGUGAAUACCCUGUCCAGUAUGAUGAACACUCCGAGUCAGAACCCUCAGUCCUAACCCCCACAGGACCAAAGUCUGACGUCUGGUCUCUGGGGCUGAUUUUGCUUGAAGUUCUCACUGGAGAAGAAUUUUGGGGUGAUCUAACAAUGCCACAAACAUUUUUCAAGAUUCUGAGCUUUGUCAACUCAGAUAUACAUCCACUGGAUGCAAUUAGUAAAGACCUUGACAUUGAGUCCCAGGUCAAGACCCUUAGUCGAGAUUUUAUGGACUUUCUUAGAAAAUGCUUAUAUGCCUCACCAAUGGACAGAGCAAAUCCAACUGAGCUGAUGGAUCACUCCUUGUUCAGAGAUCUACGCCAGAAAAAUUCAAAGACAAAAAAUGGUCACCGCCUAUUCUCCUCAGAUCUACGCAGCUUAGACCUAGAACUUCCUGUCCUUGGACAAAAUGGCUAUAAUAAAGAUUAUAAUGAGGACCACCUUUCUCUCAGGGCAAUGGAGGAGGUGUAUUAUUUGUGGCAGCUAGCCGGGGGAGAGCUGUUUGGUGCCCUAAAGAGGGAGGGGCUGGUCAAAACUAAACCCCCCAUCCAUCUCUUGCCAUAUUAUUCAACACUGGAUGGUGAGGUUUUUGGACAGAGGAGAGACCAGGCAGAGUUGUUGGAUGGAACCAUUAUCACUCUAUCGCAGGAACAACUUAGAAAGAGAUUGAGUGAAAUAGAUGAAACUGCAUACUACCCUCUGUUGGAAGACGAAAAUAGCCAAGUCACAACCAAUUUGCCCUCGUCUCCUAGCAACUCUGAUAUAUCUGAGACAGCGAGUCUGCCGCUAGUUAUUAGAGAAAAAGAUGUGGAAUAUCAGUUUCACAGGAUAAUUUUGUAUGAGCGAUUGAUCAAAGGAUACCCCUACAAGAAAAGUCACAUCUGGAGGGAGGCAAGAGUGGACAUACCCCCCCAUGUGAGGGCACAUGUCUGGGCAGCUAUUCUUGAGGUUGAGGGGGAUAUCUAUGCCAGAUAUGAUUCAAUAGAUAAAGAAACCCCAACAAACACAGACAGACAGAUUGAAGUGGACAUUCCCCGGUGCCAUCAGUACCAUGAACUUCUAUCCUCCCCGUCUGCCCACGCCAAGUUCAAGAGGGUUCUGAAGGCCUGGGUGGUCAGUCACCCCCAGUAUGUGUACUGGCAGGGGCUGGACUCCCUGUCAGCUCCCUUUCUCGCUCUCAACUUCAACAAUGAGGCAUUAGCAUAUUCCUGUCUCUCUGCAUUCAUUCCAAAGUACUUACAUAACUUCUUUUUGAAGGAUAACUCUCAGGUUAUACAAGAAUACCUUGCUGUGUUCUCCCAUUUGAUCACAUUUCAUGACCCUGAACUCAGCAACCAUUUAGAGGGAAUUGGAUUUAUACCAGAUCUGUAUGCUAUUCCUUGGUUUCUGACCAUGUUUGCACAUGCCUUCCCAAUUCAUAAACUUGUUCAUCUCUGGGACACUUUGUUGCUUGGCAACUCUUCUUUUCCCCUGUGUAUUGGUGUAGCCAUUUUGAGGCAGUUUAGGGACCGACUUUUGACUUACGGAUUCAAUGAGUGUAUUCUCAUGUUUUCUGACAUGCCAGAGAUAGACAUACAGAGAUGUGUGCAAGAUUCCAUCAAGAUUUUCUGCAGUACUCCAAAGAGUGCGACAUUCCGACAACACGCCAGGGAACCAAACAAGCCAGGCACCAGUAGCAGCAGACCAAACAUUUCCUACUACUCCAGGGACUACAACGAGCAGCCUAAAUCAGAACUGUCUAUGGAACCUGUUAAAGUUGAAGAACUGAAAACAGAAAAAUGCUGUCGAAUAUCUGCUGAAGAUUUGAUAGAAAUGGGAGAACUUUGUGGCCCCUCUUCCUCCAAGAGUCCGACCAAGCGGAAACCAAACAGUCGACCAAUGAUAAUUGUGAUAGACAUCAGGAAUCCAGAGGACUAUGCAAAGGGUGCCAUUCCUGGGAGCAUCAAUAUUCCCUUCCCCUCGGCCUUUUCUCCAGAGGGUGACCUAAAUCCCUGCGCUGCAGUGAAUGUACUGAACCAAAAUAAGCAACAGGUCAAGGUCAUUGUAGGUAGCAGAGGCAAGAAUGCCAAUAAUUUUGCAGCUGAUCUGGUGAGACUGGGGUACCACAAGGUGUGUGUUUUACAUAAGGGCAUUGACGUUCUCAGAUCUACAAAUAUCCUCACAGUACCCCCGGCAGAUUACUUCUAAAGGCAUUGACAGAAACGAGAAACAUUUUUAUCUGUCUCAUAAUACAACUUGAAUAAUUCAAAAUUGAUUAUGACUUUAGCAAACAUUUCUCCAUUUUAAACUUUUGGGCAUAUGUAUAGAAGUUACAUGUAUGCACAUGUAUUAUGUACAUAUGGAAUUGUGGCUAUGUAGAAAAGAUCUGCUCUAGACAAGCAGAAACUGUAAUUUAUUUGUGAAAAGUCUUUGGAAAAUAUAUGAAAAUGAAAUGUUGCAGCAGCUUUUCUACUGGGUGUUAUUUGUGCAAUAUUGUUGUAAUUUUUGUUGAAAGAUUUUAUAAAAUAAAUCUGAAAACUUUUGAAACAA
Molecule: messenger RNA, 3196 nt
Organism: Magallana angulata
Lineage: Eukaryota; Metazoa; Mollusca; Bivalvia; Ostreida; Ostreidae
Product: TBC domain-containing protein kinase-like protein
Exons: 26
Coding region: 149-2854 (901 amino acids)
Biological process (GO): protein phosphorylation; activation of GTPase activity
Molecular function (GO): protein kinase activity; GTPase activator activity; ATP binding
Source: RefSeq, a predicted model, not a curated record